This is a messenger RNA of Cajanus cajan (pigeon pea), 3196 nucleotides long. Its product is annotated as Beta-glucosidase, GBA2 type family protein. Gene Ontology annotation, molecular function: glucosylceramidase activity; beta-glucosidase activity. Gene Ontology annotation, biological process: glucosylceramide catabolic process; carbohydrate metabolic process. The record is from RefSeq and is a predicted model, not a curated record. Lineage: Eukaryota; Viridiplantae; Streptophyta; Magnoliopsida; Fabales; Fabaceae. Gene Ontology annotation, cellular component: membrane.
CUGACAUUUUAGUUACGCGGACCGUGUCAGAUUAAGAUUGUUUAUUGGCAUAACUAUUGGAUCCAAUACAACCUUUCUCUUUCUCUCUUCAUAUAUAAAAUAAUAAUAGUCAAAUACACGAUACUAAUACUGCGCGAAUUCUAUUCUACUCUUGUUCCUUUCUCACUCAGCUCAGGGAAGAUGGCAGAAAAUGGUUUUGUUCACGAUGAUGACAAAACCGGCAAUUCUUCAACCAACAAGGUUGACCCAGGGAAACCUGCUGGACUUACCUGGCAGCGAAAAUUAAACAACGAAGGAAAGGCUCCAUCAGAAUUCACCUUAUCUUUAAAAGAGAUGAUUCAUCUGGCUCCAAUUGGUUAUCGGCUAUGGCGUCAUGUUCGGGAAGAAGUUGCCAAAGGAAAGGGCGGGAUGAUUGAUCCUUUUGCCAAGCACCAUGUAACAUCUUGUCAUGGUGUUCCUUUAGGAGGUAUUGGGUCAGGAAGCAUUGGAAGAAGUUACAGAGGUGAAUUUCAGCGUUGGCAACUGUUCCCUAGAAUAUGCGAAGAGAAACCGGUUUUAGCAAAUCAGUUUUCUGUUUUUGUUUCACGUCCAAGUGGUGAAAAGUAUUCUAGUGUACUUUGUCCAGGGAAGCCAGAGAUAUUAAAACAAAAUCCAGUAUCAGGGAUUGAAUCAUGGGAUUGGAAUAUAAAUGGAAACAGUUCCACAUAUCAUGCAUUAUACCCAAGGGCCUGGACAGUAUAUGAGGAACCGGAUCCAGCUUUGAGAAUAGUUUGUCGUCAGAUUUCACCUGUUAUACCCCAUAACUACAAGGAGAGUAGCUUUCCUGUAACAGUUUUUACUUUCACGAUUAAAAACUUAGGUAACACAACAGCAGAUGUUACCUUGCUUUUCACAUGGACAAAUUCUGUUGGAGGAAUUUCUGAAUUUACUGGUGACCACUUUAAUUCAAAGAUAAUGAUGAAUGAUGGCAUUCAUGGUGUGCUUCUACAUCACAAGACUGCAAAUGAGAGAUCUCCAGUCACAUUUGCAAUUGCAGCAGAAGAGACUGAAUAUGUUCAUAUCUCAGAAUGUCCCGUGUUUGUCAUAUCUGGUGCUUACAAUGGUAUCUCAGCUACGGAUAUGUGGCAUGAAAUUAAACAGCAUGGGUCAUUUGACCAUCUGAAUUCUGCUGAAACCACUGUGCCUUCAAAACCAGGAUCAUCUAUUGGAGCAGCUAUUGCAGCAACUUUGACUAUUCCCUCUGAUGCUCAGCGGAUUGUGACAUUUUCUUUGGCAUGGGACUGUCCUGAAGUCAAGUUUUCUGAAGGAAGGACAUAUUACAGGCGUUACACUAAAUUCUAUGGUACUAAUGGAGAUGCUGCUGCAGAUAUUGCACAUGAUGCUCUUAUUGAACAUUGCCAAUGGGAGGCUCAGAUUGAUGAUUGGCAAAGACCAAUACUUGAGGACAAAAGACUUCCUGAAUGGUACCCAACUACCCUUUUAAAUGAACUUUACUAUUUGAAUUCUGGGGGAACAAUUUGGACAGAUGGUUCACCUCCCAUGCGUAGUUUAGUUAAAACACGAGAAAGAAAAUUUUCCCUGGAUGGAUUCAUAUCUGGUUUAGAUAAUAAACAUAAUUUAUCACAUCAAAAUGAUACCGCUAUCAACAUUCUUGAAAUGUUUAGCUCAGUAGUUGAGCAAACACACUCUCCACCUGCAUCAAAGUCUGCAUCUGGAGUAAAUCUGCUCCAAGAAGGGGAAGAAAACAUUGGUCAGUUUCUUUAUCUGGAAGGCGUUGAGUAUCAAAUGUGGAACACCUACGAUGUCCACUUUUACUCUUCUUUUGCACUAGUCAUGCUAUUUCCAAAACUUGAACUUAGCAUCCAAAGAGACUUCGCUGCAGCAGUGCUGAUGCAUGACCCUAGUAAGAUGAAACUUCUACAUGAUGGCCAAUGGGCACAAAGAAAGGUUCUUGGUGCUGUUCCUCAUGAUAUUGGAAUCAAUGAUCCAUGGUUUGAAGUAAAUGGAUAUAAUCUUUAUAACACAGAUAGGUGGAAAGACUUGAAUCCAAAAUUUGUUCUCCAGAUUUAUAGGGAUGUAGUUGCUACUGGUGACAAGAAGUUUGCGCAAGCUGUUUGGCCAGCUGUUUAUAUUGCAAUUGCUUAUAUGGACCAAUUUGACAAGGAUGGUGAUGGAAUGAUUGAAAAUGAAGGCUUCCCUGAUCAAACUUAUGACACAUGGUCUGUGUCUGGCGUGAGUGCGUAUAGUGGUGGACUGUGGGCGGCAGCACUUCAGGCAGCAUCAGCACUGGCGCAUGAAGUUGGUGACAAGGGUUCUGAAGAUUAUUUUUGGCUUAAGUUUCAAAAAGCAAAGGCCGUAUAUGAAAAGUUAUGGAAUGGUUCCUACUUUAAUUAUGAUAGCAGCGGUGGAAGUUCGAGUUCAUCUAUUCAAGCUGAUCAAUUAGCUGGUCAAUGGUAUGCUAGAGCAUGUGGUCUUUUGCCAAUUGUUGAAGAAAAGAAAAGUAGAAGCGCACUUAAAAUGGUUUAUAAUUACAAUGUUAUGAAAGUACAGGACGGAAGGCGUGGUGCUGUAAAUGGGAUGUUACCUGAUGGAAAUGUUGACAUGUCGACAAUGCAAUCACGGGAAAUAUGGUCAGGCGUCACAUAUGCCUUAGCUGCAACAAUGAUCCAAGAAAAUAUGAUUGACAUGGCAUUUCAAACUGCUGGUGGGGUAUAUGAAACUGCGUGGUCCAACAAUGGACUCGGUUAUUCUUUCCAAACUCCUGAAGCGUGGACCACUAAAGAUGAAUAUAGAUCUUUAUGUUACAUGCGCCCCCUAGCCAUAUGGGCAAUGCAGUGGGAAUUAUCAAGAGAAAAGCGCACUCAACAUGAGAGUAAAUCGGAUAUAAAAGAAGAUAUUUUGUCUAGAUAUCAUGAUGGUUUUUCGAAAGUUGCUCGCCUUCUAAAGGUGAAGGAGGAGACAGAUUCUAGAAGUCUAUUUCAGGUUAUAUAUGAUUUUACUUGCAAGAGGAUGUGGGUAUAGACAUGCUUUGUUUGUAGAUUGUGUGUAUAUAUAUAUUGCAAGAGUAAUGUUAUAUCCUCCUAUGAUUCCUCCUACAACUCUUAAUACUUUACAAAAGAAAAUAAAAUGCACUUAAAUAAUGUCUUUGAAAUACAAAAAGCAUUCAAUAUUUAACGACCAGUUAGAGGAUUUUAAA